Messenger RNA from Notothenia coriiceps (black rockcod), 2161 nucleotides. It is a transcript of the gene tubg1, whose product is annotated as tubulin, gamma 1. The transcript is spliced from 9 exons. The record is from RefSeq and is a predicted model, not a curated record. The annotation marks the transcript as partial. NCBI's taxonomy places the organism in Eukaryota, Metazoa, Chordata, Actinopteri, Perciformes, Nototheniidae. Gene Ontology annotation, biological process: cytoplasmic microtubule organization; microtubule nucleation. Gene Ontology annotation, cellular component: gamma-tubulin complex; microtubule. Gene Ontology annotation, molecular function: GTP binding.
UUUCAUGAAACUCCCCAGGCUGACGAUGAGCACUACAUCCCUCGGGCAGUCCUCAUGGAUCUGGAGCCGAGGGUGAUCCACUCCAUCCUCAACUCCCCGUACGCAAACCUUUACAACCCGGAGAACAUCUACCUCUCUGAGCAUGGCGGAGGUGCGGGGAACAACUGGGCGAGUGGAUAUUCACAGGGCAAAAAAAUCCAAGAAGACAUCUUUGACAUCAUUGACCGGGAGGCCGAUGGCAGUGACAGUCUGGAGGCAAGUCGCUGUUUAUCACAUACAGACUGUCCCAGAGGCAGGGUUAUAGCUAGGAAGGAUCCGUCUUGUGUAAAUAUGACGUCAUGUUCUCGUUGUAACUCUCGCUUUAACAGAAAGGCUGCCUGCCAAACUCAUUAUAUAAUGUUACGUANCUCACGCCUGAAGAGGCUCACGCAGAACGCAGACUGCGUGGUGGUGCUGGAUAACACGGCUCUAAAUCGCAUCGCCACGGACCGCCUGCACAUCCAGAACCCGUCCUUCUCCCAGAUCAAUCAGCUGGUUUCCACCAUCAUGUCUGCAAGCACAACCACCCUGCGUUACCCGGGCUACAUGAACAACGACCUGAUUGGCCUUAUCGCAUCUCUCAUCCCCACGCCCCGCCUCCACUUCCUCAUGACUGGCUACACACCUCUUACUACUGACCAGUCGGUCGCUAGUGUGAGGAAGACCACAGUGCUGGAUGUGAUGAGGAGGCUUCUGCAACCCAAGAACGUCAUGGUGUCCACGGGGAGAGAGAAGCAGCCGAACCACUGCUACAUCGCCAUCCUGAACAUCAUCCAGGGCGAGGUCGACCCCACACAGGUGCAUAAAAGCCUCCAAAGGAUCCGGGAGCGUAAGCUGGCCAGCUUCAUCCCCUGGGGCCCCGCCAGCAUCCAGGUGGCUCUGUCCAGGAAGUCCCCGUACCUGCCCUCUGCCCACAGGGUCAGCGGCCUGAUGAUGGCCAACCACACAAGCAUCGCCUCGCUGUUUGAGCGGACGUGCAAGCAGUACGACAAACUGCGUAAGCGAGAAGCCUUCCUGGAACAGUUCCGCAAAGAGGACAUAUUCAAGGAGAACUUUGACGAGCUGGACAACUCUCGGGAAGUGGUCCAGCAGCUGAUAGACGAGUACCACGCAGCCACGAGGCCUGAUUACAUCUCCUGGGGCGCGCAAGAGCAGUGAACGCACUGACUUCAAUCUCUGAAAUACCAUAGACGAUUAGCUCAUUUCUCCUCUUUUCAAACACGUUCUCCUACAUAUAGGUGUCCCUAAAGAGACAGAUAUUUGGCUAUAGUUGCAUCUCUGAAAUACAUAUUUAUUGGCUUGUUAUAGCAGUAAAUAUAAUGUUUCUGUAUCAAAAUGUAAACAAGAAAAUGAGUGGAAACAGCCUCUGUAAUUAUAUUAACCAAAAAGUAAAAUCACCUUUUCUGAGCUGGAUCACAUCCUGGAGAUUCUUAAACCUAGUUUAAAUAUAAUAAUCCUUGCCAACAGUCCAGUGAAGUGAAAGUCAACAUUCAUUUCUUACAAGUAUGUGCAGAAAACAUUGAUCUGUCUUAUAUAAAAUGAUCCAUAACUGUCUGUUAAUAGUUUUUUUUAGUUUCCCUUAAACUCAUAUUUCCCGCCUUGUAGCCUUUUGGUUUUCAGCAUUGCAAGAACAUGUGUUGCCUUGCUUUGGUCUAUUUUUAUACUGAAUACAGUAUUUUUUGCAGUUUAGUUACAGUAAAACUACCACCCCACACAAAUUGAUUGCCUUGAAUACUGACAGUACGGUUGACAGAAUAUGUUGCAUGAUGGGUAACGCAGGUUCUUGCAUCCCAGACAUUUCUGUCAUCGGGCCGUCAUCUGUUUGCUGCUGAUAAACAUUGAUCUUUUUUUACUGCUGUACAAAAACAAGAAUGUCAAGACAAGUUGGGCUUGAGCCAAAAAUGUUAAAAUACAUGCUAUAAAUUAAACGGCUUGGACAUUUUAACAGCAUUGGCCGAGUACAAUUUGCACAGACGAACAUAGUGUACACUUCAUCUCCAUGCUUGUAUAUAUGCUGCAAAGAAUAGCUCAUCACUGACAUUCUCUGUAUUGUCUUAAAUGAAUAUACUUUUGUUUGUUGGACCUGUUUGAAAUGGUUAAUAAACACGUUUUGUAUUUGAAA